CCUUCAACUGCACAAUUUCAGUCGCCGUGCAACUCUAAAUAGUUGGCACAGCAUACGGAUUGAAGAACUCGAUCUGCGCAGUGUCUGCUGGCACAGCGAGAUUCACGUUGAAGGUUUUCCACCAUUUCAACGCGCUGACCUUUAAAAGAAAGCCCCGCGUCCCUCUUUCUCUCCCAUUACCCUGCACAUGCCCAUGGAUACUCCCCCACAGGAAUAAUCUACAUUCGAGCCUCCUCUACCUCACUUUCGAACAUGGAGAAUAUUCGACCAGACUCUGCAGAUUCUGCAGCCCGCUCCACGAAUCUUUCAACCAUGGCGGACGUGGAACAAGACUCGAGAACUGCCCUUGUAGGUAGGAAGAGAGACUACGAAGAAGCCGACACCCACAAUUCCGAUGAUGAACCAUCAAGAAAGCGUGCCAGGGACAAUGGACAACCAUCCGGCUCUGCACAUACAGGAGAUGAAGCCAUGUCUAUUUCACCUGUUCCUGCGCAAGCAGAUGAAGCUGCCCAUCUCUCACAACUUCCUCCUGCACCAAAUUCUUCGGCGUUCACCAUGCUGGAAGUUGGUUCAGAUGAAGGUCGACUCUCCAUGCAAGCUUCCUCCGAUGCCUCGCGCCCUCAAACAACCUGGAAUACAGGAGUUCAGAGCGGUCUUAGGACCUCCUUCGCUGCCAAAGGGAAAGGCAAGCCCAUUGUCCAGGCACGCGAAGCUGAAGACACAGAUUCUGCUCAAGAUAAGAGCCAGGUCCUUCUUCCAGUUGAUGACGAAGAUCACAGCAUCGCUAUUGAGAAUAGUGAUAGAGAUGAUAAGAGCGGAAAGAAGAGGAGGAUGCGUAAUACUCGCGCAGAAGAAUACGACACCACAGAUGCCUUCGUCGACGAUUCUGGUCUUGGCUUGCAUGCAAGCAACGGUCUACCAGCUUCAGAAACACUGUCCGGUUUCGCAGCUCCACCCCAACCCUUCCGACCGCUGAACAAAAGACGACUGGCAGCGCUGCCCGAGGAAGAGAGAGGCGUCUACAGGAGUGCUCUGAACGACUGGUUGGUAUCCAACAAAAAGGCGAAAAAGGCUGCCAAACGAGCUGUACUCGCUGCUAGCAACAUACCUGACACGGCUUCGAUGGGGAUGGACGACAAGAUCAUGAAGCAGCAGCAAGGUCCCUCGACCUCAGCGUUCAAUGCUAAAGUGGCUGACGAUAUGGACGAGAACGAAUCGGAAAGUGAUCAAGACGAUUCAGAGUCGGAGGAGGAUGAUGAUGAUGUUGACGAGGCAGACCUCAGAAUUUCGCAGAUUCCAGCAAACAUCAGCCCUGCUCUGCUGGCAUCGAUUGGUCCUGCCCCCAAACCUCCUCAGCCAGUUCAGGCACUUAAGCCAGGUCAGAAGAAUAGGUUAAACAAGAAUGAACGAAAGAAAUACAAACGGGCUCGUUUGACCUUUUUAUCACUUCUGAGCAAGUAUCGAAUUGCUAGGAGAGAAUACGAUGCUAAGCUGGGCAUUGUCCAUUCUCCUCGAGCUCUCCCUCCUGACUUCAGGAACAAUCCUAAACGGCUCACCAAAAGAGAGGUCACAGAACUCACAAUGCAGGACCAGAUGAUCUACGCCGAGGUUAUGGAAUCCCACCUAGCUAACAACAAGCUUAAGAGGAGAGACAAGGCUCAUGCCGACGCGAAAAAGGCCUUGAUGGAAUACAAACAUUGGCCGUUGCCCAAUCUCGGUAAAUAUCAAAAGAUCUCGGCCAACAUCAGAAAGGGUAAAACCUGGUAUCCUCGAGAGCCCAAGAAAAAGAAGGGCCGUGUUUUCCUGAGCUAUAAUUGCAACGGCAAACAAUAUCCCCUACCCCCAAUUUUCGAUACCGAUGGCAUCCCUAUCGCGCUGCAAGAUAUGUCCUUUAAUAUCUUUGUCGCGCCAUUCUUGAAGGAAAAUAAAGAGAACUGGCAUUUAUUGGAUCAACGUACUCUCAAAGAGGCGUUCAAUCAUUAUUUGACUACCUAUUACAUGCAAUCGAUUGGGUAUGCACCACGGGUUCGGAAAACAGCCGAUGCUCCGGAUGCCAUCAAAAUACAUGCAGCAAUGCAGCAAAUCGAGCCAACUUGGAAUUUGUCUGGUCGCCCAUCUGCCAAGGUUGCUGCUGUCCCUGCUCCUUCUACUGUUGACUUGGAUGGACAGAGCUUCGCUCAGCAAGUAACUGUUGCUCCUGCAGAUAGCGCAACAACAUCCAUGGACAUAGCCCAGUCCGCCUUCGAAGCUAAUCACGAUAUCAUGGCUUUGGAUAGCGAGCAAGAUAGUCUUGAAGACCCUGAGAUGCGAGAAGCUCUCAUGUUCCUCCAACAGAAAUAUUAUCCUUCAGCCAGCAACGCCAUCCGUUGUCUCGUCUGUGCCAAGAUUGGCCAUACCAGCGACGCUUGCCCUGCUCUGAAUUGCUUGAUCUGCGACGUCGAAGGCAAGCAUUCAACGCUGAUGUGUCCCCGCGAUUUGCCAUGUGGGAAGUGUCGUGCACGUGGCCAUGCUCGGAAUGAAUGUCCAGAAAAGCUUGCCAUGCCAAAGGCAGAUAUGACUUGCGACUUGUGCGGUGCUCGCAACCACGUCGAGACCGAGUGUUCCCGGAUCUGGCGAAGCUUCGAGCCUAGCCCUAACGAGAUUGUCGUUGUCAGUGGGAUUCCAGUACAUUGCUACACCUGCGGUGGUGGUGGCCAUUAUGGACCUGAAUGUGGCCUGUUCCAAGGACGCGUUCUGUCUGGGGAUUAUACAUGGUCGACCGCCAACUUGAAGAAAUACCUGGAUUCGUCAAGCCGCAACCGGGCUAUUUCUGCACCUGUUGAUUACACCCUUCCGCCCAAACCUACGAAUCAACACAAUUACAGCAUCAAAGGCCAAGCUAACGACCCUAUCAGCUUAGAUUCCGACGACGACCAACAAUUCAUUCGUCCGUUGGUAAGGUCUGGCAAUGCGCCUCGAGGUAAUAUCACCUUCGCCAACCAAGGCCAGGCACCGCAGGCUCCAUCUCGAUCUUCCGGUGGUCAAGGACAAAUGUCUUUGUCCAUGAGAAAUUCUCAGCCCAAGCGCGGUGGGAAGAAGGGGCAUAACCAUCCUCCUCCUAGAGCUGUUGCAGGCCCCGACCGAGGACGGAGGUCAGCGAAGAGACGUGGUGGAAAGGCUUGAGAGCCAUCUGGCCGCAGUUAACUGUUCUCGACUCAAUGGCAAGGUCAAGAAACUAUUGCUGCACAUUGCCAAUGUGCUCUAGGACUGUUGAUGAAGUCUUGGCAUUGUCUUCCGAUUGCAAGCCUUGUUGAGCAAGGACAUAGCUUUUCAUUUCCUUUCUACACAUAGCAAGGCAUUAGCGGAUGGGGCAUAUACUUUGCAUUGCAUUCGAAGCGUAUCACAUGGCAUAGCGUCGCAUUGAUUUCGCUCUUCUGAGGUUGAGUGGCGAUACGACUUGUACGAUUAGAG
Mollisia scopiformis is the source of this 3450-nucleotide messenger RNA. RefSeq lists its product as uncharacterized. The coding region runs from base 469 to 3162 and encodes 897 amino acids. The transcript has 2 exons. Lineage: Eukaryota; Fungi; Ascomycota; Leotiomycetes; Helotiales; Mollisiaceae. The record is from RefSeq and is a predicted model, not a curated record. Gene Ontology annotation, molecular function: zinc ion binding; nucleic acid binding.